This is a messenger RNA of Emiliania huxleyi CCMP1516, 1086 nucleotides long. RefSeq lists its product as hypothetical. Gene Ontology annotation, cellular component: cytoplasm. Bases 1 to 1086 code for a protein of 361 amino acids. Gene Ontology annotation, molecular function: peptidyl-proline dioxygenase activity. Lineage: Eukaryota; Haptophyta; Isochrysidales; Noelaerhabdaceae. The transcript has a single exon. Gene Ontology annotation, biological process: regulation of translational termination; peptidyl-proline hydroxylation. The record is from RefSeq and is a predicted model, not a curated record.
AUGGCUGACGCCGCCGAGCUAGCCUUCCAGCGCCUGGUCGCUGCCAACCCGCAGGCAGUCGUGGUCGGCAAUGGAACGAGUGAGCACGGGUCGAGUGAGCAGCAAGACGCUGAUGCCGCCGAGCUAGCCUUCCAGCGCCUGGUCGCUGCCAACCCGCAGGCAGUCGUGGUCGGCAAUGGAACGAGUGAGCACGGGUCGAGUGAGCAGCAAGACGCUGAUGCCGCCGAGCUAGCCUUCCAGCGGCUGGUCGCUGCGAAUCCCGAUGCAGUUGUGGUUAGUGUGCUAGGGGCGAGCUCCGAUCCGGCAGCGGUUGAGGAGACGCUUGCGCGACGCGUUGUCAACGACGCUGCGGUCUCGACUUGGCUGGAGUCAAAGCCGGAGAUGGUCGGCGCGCCGCUCCCCGCGCUGACCCCGUCAGGGUGGCUGUCGAACUCGUCCACUGUGCAGGCGCUGAGGGCAGGGCAGCUCUUGCGCCUCGAGCAGGCUUUCGACGAUGCGUGCGCGCGCUCCGUGCACACGGCGCUCGGCGGGCUGCCGGAAGAGGCGUGGUCGCACCACGCGAGCAGGCAGCCGGGCUUCCAGUACGCGCACUCCAACAUCUACUGCUCGGAUGCGUCCCGCUUGGCCUCCGCGUGCCCCGCCUACGCCACGGCGUGCCGCUGGUUCGAGAGGGAGGGCCUCACCUGGUUCGAGGCGGCCUUCGGCUGCCGAGGCCGAGUGGUGGUGAGCGCAUCUUGGUACCGCGAGGGCGACUACUCCACGCCGCACUGCGACCUCGGCGACCUGCGGCGGGUCGCUUUUGUGUGGCACCUGACGGGCGAGUGGGACGAGCGGAGCGGAGGCGACCUCGUGUGGUGCUCCCCCCACCGCCGCUUUGCACCCAGCUUCAACACGCUCUUCCUCUUCCCGGUCCACGGCGCGAGCCACCACUUUGUGCAGCCCGUCGCGGCGGGCACCCCGCGCGCGCACCGACGCCUCGCCAUCAACGGCUGGUUCUGCUGCGAGGACGAAGCGUGGGAGGCGGCGGUGGGGAGCGCCGGGCUGAGCGAGGCGGCCGUGCAGAUGUUGCACACGUGGACGCCAUAA